Messenger RNA from Periophthalmus magnuspinnatus, 539 nucleotides. Its product is annotated as guanylin-like. Gene Ontology annotation, cellular component: extracellular region. Bases 49 to 375 code for a protein of 108 amino acids. NCBI's taxonomy places the organism in Eukaryota, Metazoa, Chordata, Actinopteri, Gobiiformes, Gobiidae. The transcript has 3 exons. Gene Ontology annotation, molecular function: guanylate cyclase activator activity. The record is from RefSeq and is a predicted model, not a curated record.
GCUACAUACGAACUCAGAAAGAACUUGAACUCAAAUGAGCAAGUUAAAAUGAAACUCUUUCUCUUUGUUUCGGGACUAUGCCUCUGCAGCUACACCUUUGGAGUGUAUGUACAGGAAGGAGACAGAAGCUUCCCUCUGGAGGCGGUGAAGGCUCUGAAGGGUCUGAUGGCCAUGGAAGAUUUUGAGGUGAACCCACACGUCGCAGAAACCAGCAUUGUAUCGGUGUGCAAGGACCCUCUCCUGCCACAAGUUUUUAAGCCAGUUUGCCAAGGGAGAGGAGCGGCCAUGACACUUUCUAGACUAGUCAUGCUUAUCUCACCAGUGGAUCCCUGUGAGAUCUGUGUCAACCCCGCCUGCUUCGGCUGCCUCAACUGAUGCACAAAACAUCAUUCCCAAAGGCACUUCUCCUGUGUGCAAACAUCCACAGUGCAUUCAUGGAGUAAUCACCAGGCAAAACAGAACUAUGAACUUUCAAGGCUGCUGAUUGUAGGCCUACAACAGUCCCUCUAUUCUUCUCGACUAGAAUGUGCACUGUCAAA